UAGUAUCUUGCUUGUUAUAUAUUUGAUUUUAACAUAUCUAUAAUGACAAGUAAAUUUUCAUUAUUUUGUUUUUUAUUAAUAAGUAGUGUACAUAGUAUUAUUUCAAGUGAAAUAUACCUCGAUUGCUAUUAUAGUAAGUAUAUACUUUACAAUUUGAACACCAAAGUAAUAUAUUUCAACAAAAUUAUAUCAGCAGAUAAACCAGAUAUUUUAAUUAAAAAAUUUGCUAAGGGUCUUCAAACCUUGGGUCCAAUUGUAAAAGCGAUGGCUGAAAAAAUAAAAUCAAUAAGUAAAAUAAUUAUUUCAUGGUCUACAAGUCCAUUCAAAAACUUGAAUGGAUUAUUAUACACAAAUUUUUAUUUGAAUAAUCUUUCAAAUACCUUACUAUUACAAACGUAUCAAAACGUAACAGUUCAAACUAGAGAAUUAAGUGAUCGAGAAAUUUUUAUAAACGAAUUUAAGAAAAUUUAUCCAAUAUUAUUUGAACAACUAAUACAAAAUAUUUUAGACGCAUGUUAUAAAGGUAAACAAAUGAAUUUCCCCGAUAUUGUCAUUCAAAACCAAUUUGUCGAUCAAAAUUAUAACGAUAAUGUGUUUAUUAAUGAUAUGUUACCACCAAAUAAUGAAACUAUUGAAACCUUAUUCGAUAAAAGUAACAUUGAACUAACAAUGAGUAAAGUAAAUGACACUGAAGUUGAUUUAAGAUAUUAUUUUCAAAUAAAAAUAGAAAACAAAGAACUGAAUAAAACUGUCUAUCACCCGAAAUCCAUGUUGUUUUCAAAUUUAUUUGAUUUAAGUAAAAGAUCUAAAUUUAGUGAAAUAAUUGAAGUUCCAAUUAAUGAAAAACUAGAAAACGGAAAUUAUCCAAACAUGGAAGUGUUGUUUGACAUGAUUAAACACACAUUUGAUGUUGACUGUGUAGAAUCAUUCCAACGCCAAAUUGUAGCUGCAACAGUUUAUCCAUAUUACAUUUGUGUUGCUAAAUUUGCACAUUUAUUGAACAAAAUAAUUUUUGGUAAUUAUAUUGACGAAAGCAAAAUAAUUACUAGAGUCAUGAUAUAUAAGGAUAAUCUAAUAAAUGCAGGUAAAGAUUUGAAUAAAACUAUUAAUAAUUUAAUAAAAAUAAAAUAUUUACCAAAGAGCGUUGAAUUUCACUUGAGUGCCACUAAUGAUUUGUUACGAGGAAUAGUAGGAAUAAUUGAAUCUCAACAAAUUGAUGAAUUGGAUUCAGGAUUUAUUGAUCAACUUUAUUUGAGAUGUGCUGGUUCUAUGGAGUUUAAUUUAAUUCACUUUGACACUGGAGUGAAAAACACUAAUAUAUACGAUCAUACCGAAUGUGAAAAAAUUAUAGCUCAGUUGGAGAAUAAAAUUAAAAAUAUUGAAACACUCACAAAUAAUUUAAAUAACGAAGCUUCAACUUACUCUUAUUUUAGUAAGGGAUUACAAGUAUUUUCCUUUCACAAUACAUUUUCAGAAAAAUUAAAAUGUAACAUUGUUCAAAAAAAUAAACAAGGUUAUCUUAUAAUGGGAAAGUAA
Daktulosphaira vitifoliae (grape phylloxera) is the source of this 1536-nucleotide messenger RNA. RefSeq lists its product as uncharacterized. The transcript has 2 exons. Bases 43 to 1536 code for a protein of 497 amino acids. Lineage: Eukaryota; Metazoa; Arthropoda; Insecta; Hemiptera; Phylloxeridae. The record is from RefSeq and is a predicted model, not a curated record.